Menidia menidia (Atlantic silverside) is the source of this 6902-nucleotide messenger RNA. The record is from the annotation of a GenBank genome assembly. Lineage: Eukaryota; Metazoa; Chordata; Actinopteri; Atheriniformes; Atherinopsidae.
AUGGAAACCUCGAAUGCCAUCGGUGACCUCCGACGCGGCGUCAGUUCCUGCUUCAACAAGUCAGAAUACCGAUCCUCUCACAGUCAUCAACGGGAUGAACCGCAGCGCCUUCUAUCCCAGCAGGAAAACACAUCUGAGAGGAGGCAGGUUUGCACGUGGGUGCUCGGACCCAGUCCUGGGGGGCCUCAACAGGUCAUGGCUAUUAUCGGAGGAGCUGUGGAGACUCUGGAGGAAAUCCCGGCCCAUGUGUGGACGGGUCUGCCUGACUGUCUGAACCUCGGACGCUCUGCUGUGAAUCAAAGUCGCGUUGGUGUGUGGGCCACACAAGUAAUUCCUAAAGGCAAGCGGUUUGGGCCGUUUGCUGGAGAGAAGAAAAAAAGGUCUCAGGUGACCAGUAAUGUUUACAUGUGGGAGGUGUACUUCCCUUCCCGGGGAUGGAUGUGCAUAGAUGCCACAGACCCAGUGAAGGGGAACUGGUUACGAUAUGUGAACUGGGCUCGUUCCAGUGAAGAGCAAAAUCUUUUUCCGUUGGAGAUCAACAGAUCCAUUUACUACAAAGUUCUCAGGCCUAUCGGGCCCGGAGAGGAGCUGCUGGUGUGGUACACAGUGGAAGACAACCCUGAGAUAACAGCUGCACUGGAGGAAGAAAGAGCCAACAGUCUGAGCAGGAAAAAUUCACCCAGGGCGAAGCGAGCGCGGAGAAAGCAGCUGGAGAAAGCCAGACAGGCUGGUUUGGGUGGAUUCAAAAGAACAAGUGCAACCAAACCUACUGCUAAGGAGAUGUGGGACGAGGGAGAAUGCACAAAGGAGGACGAGCGGCCACCGGGAACCUCCCAACAACUAAAGGAAGUCCACUCCUCUGAGAGCACCGCCUGUAAAGAUGUGCAGGACAUGUCGACAGCAUUAACGAACACAGGAAACUGGGAGGAGGAGGAGAAUGAAGAGGAACAUGAGGAAGUGGAGGAAGAGGAAGAAGAGGAGGAGGAAGAAGGAGAGGAAGAGGAUGGGUAUGAUCAACAUGACAUACAGCACCGCACCUCUCAGCAGUCCAAUGAGGCUGAUUCUGUGCAAAGCACUCAGUCCACUCCAUUGCUAAGCUGUGGUGAACAAAGCCAUAAGGAUUCGCAGGUGACGCUUGACUGCUCUCUUGCUGGUCAAGAGCCAGAGGUUGACCCUCGUCUUGACCCUGACGGUGAGCUCGACGGGGAUCCACAAGGAGAGUCGUCGCAUCCCUGUGACCACUGCGAGCGGCACUUUUCCACCAGGCAGGGUCUGGAGCGUCACAUCCACAUUCAUACCAUCAGCAACCAGCAAGCACAAUUCUUCAAGUGCCGAUACUGCAGCAAAUGUUUUGGCUCGCAGGUGGGGCGGCGGCGGCACGAGAGAAGACAUGAAAACAGUUCUAAGAAAAGGCCCGGCUCCCUGGCUGGAGCCGGCGGUCUGCUCAGUCCCGUGGCGCUGACCGACUCGAGUCCUGACUGCACCACCACAGCCGGUCAAUUUAUAGCCAUAGGCUCCCAGUUUACAGCGGCUCACCUGCAGAACUCUGAAAUCCAGAGGAAGGAGUUGGGCCCUCCUGCUGACCGUCCCUCCAUGCUGGAUGAAAACGGUGAGUCAAAAGAACUCCAUCCCUGCAAGUAUUGUAACAAAGCAUUUGGCACGCACACCAACAUGCGCAGGCACCAGCGCAGAAUACACGAGCGGCACUUAUUACCCAAAGGAGUGCGCAGGAAAGGCAUGCUGGCACCGGCACAGCUACAGCCCGGUGAGUCCCCCAGUACCAGCCCUCCACCCGUCUACAUGCCCAGCGCUGACACAGAGGAUGAGGCCGACAGAGAUGACUACACAGUCGACAUAUCCAAAAACAUCUCGGAAAAUCUAAGCUUCUACAUUGACGGCAAGAUUGUGUCCACUGGUGCAGUCAGCAGUUGUGAGGUGAUAGAGGUGGACACCAGGUCAGCAGCGCUGUUUGGUCUGGACACGGUCAUUAUCAGCCCAAAUCAGCUUGGCCAUGCACUGAAGGUGGAGGGCAGAAUGAAUGCUGCAAAGCAGAUUUCCAGCGGUGGGCAGCCAACUGCGAAGAGAAGAACAUCGACACCCCCACUCGUCACCGGCCUUAAAGUGGAGACGGAAACAACGCCGUCGCCAUCAUCAUCUACAUCUUCCACUUCAAACCUGUUAGUGGGAGGAGUGUUUCAGCCCGUCAUGGAGUCAAAUGUGUUUCAGCGAGAGAAAACUGUUUACCUUUCGCCCAAGCUCAAACAGCUCCUUCAGACGCAAGACUUUCAGAAAUCCACCCUGGCGCUCAUUACAGAGGGCCACAGGCUGGCCUCUCCGCUGUCAGUCACGCAGCUGCAGGGGGCUUCAGGAAAGUUUAAAAGAAGAACAGGGUCACCUCCAUCCUCCCCGCAGCUCAGUCCUGCAGGUAAAAAUGAAAGCUGUAAAGCAGAAGUGGCGAGUGCACACACGCUGAAGGUGCCAAAGCUGGAAAGCCACAGCGUGCCACCUCCGGAGAGUGUGUUGGACAAGGAUGAGGAGGAGGAUAGUCUGAGCCCCUCUGGAGAGGCCAUGCACAGCCAAGCUUCCACCAGCAGCGGAGGAAAUUCCUGUAAUCAGCAGCCGUUAGAUCUGUCAAACUUUGUGAACCGACGGAGUGACGAGUUGAACAAGGUGGUGGGGGAUUUAGCUCUGGAUUUAAGCCUGCACCGCAAGACCCCGGUUGAUUCAGAAUGUAAGGGAAAUGCAGCGACGCAACCUCUUGCAAAAAAGAGAAAGCCUAACACCAGUAUGCUUGAGAAGGUGCUAAUGAAUGAGUACGUAGGUCUGACUUUGCCAGGAGAGGAGGGUCCCUCCAGCCUGGCAAACCUCAGCAGUUUCAGUUCUCACUCUCCAAAUAUCCCAUCAGAGUCUGCACACCCGUCUCCACCCUCUUUGACCCCCGUCACUAUAAACCCCUCCUCGCCCAGCAGCAGCAGCGUAACAUCCCCGACACCUCCCCCCCCUGUUCUUCCUACCAUACCGUCUCCACCAGCCAUGCCUAGCUCCCCUCUCUCUCAGCCCUCAGACUCGCCGGCUUUAAGGCCUCUUCCUGUCCUUUCCCCAAAAAUGUCCCCGAGAUCGUCCGAGCACAAGCCCACGUCCGAUGCUGUCGAGGAUUUCUUAGCUGGGGAAAGCAAAGACGAAGAUGAGAUCCUUAACUCGGAGCCUCUGGAUUCCCCCGACACUCAACACGAAGGUCCUCGUAAUCGCACAGUGCCAGCAGGCUCACCCGGCCCCUCAUCCUUCAGUCUGCCCGUUAAAGAUGAUGUUUUGCAGCCGGCAGCUUGCAAUAGUCUUCUGAAUGGCAUCUCAAACCCAGAUGCUGCCGCAGAAACAGAGAUUUCUUUUAAAUCUGACUUUCAUCCCCUGUCGUCCAAGCCAGAAUCGUCUUCUUUGCCGAUAUCUCAUCCUCUUACACCCCGAGAGCCAUCGCCGUCACCCUCUCAGUCUUCCCCUCUGAUUAAGGUGAAAGAAGAGCCACAGCACUGUGAGGAUUUGUCAGCUUGGAAUCAUGCGCCUCAGCAUGGCGUUCACUCUUCUCACCAGCCUGCAGCUCCUGGAAAAGCAUCUGACAAAGCCUCGGAGGAAGAGGAAUUGGACUUGACGUACUGCAAGACUUUUGUGUGUAAUGUCUGCGAGGAGCCUUUCGACUCCAUCAAAGAGCUGAGCGGACAUAUCACAGAGCAUGCCACAGACUGGCCCUUGAAGUGUGAAUUUUGCGUUCAGCUUUUUGGUGACGCCCCAGCUCUGCUGACUCACCGGACAACACUACACGGAGUGGGUCAGAUUUUUGUGUGCUCCGCCUGCUCCAAAGAGUUUGCUUUCCUUUGUAACCUCCAGCAGCACCAAAAGGAUCUGCACCCAAAUGAGACUUGUUCACAUACUACUGUAGAAAGUGGCAAACUGAGGCCACAGAAUUACACCGAUCCAUCCAAAGCCAAAGAGGAAAGCAGUCCCUCAACACCAGCACCGGAAACGGCCGAAGACGGAGAUCCUGAAAUGGGCGAUCACCUAGCGGCGGAAGAGCCCGAUGUCAACGGGAAUCACGCGGAGGAUCCCAACGAGGAGCUGUACACUACAAUAAAGAUCAUGGCGUCAGAGGGGGGAAAGCCGAAAGGCCCUGACGUCCGCCUUGGUAUCAAUCAACACUAUCCCAGUUAUAAACCACCGCCGUUUCCCUACCACAGCCGUUCCCACGCCGGCUCUGUGGCCUCCGCCACAAACUUCACCACCCACAACAUACCGCAAACCUUCACCACUGCCAUUCGCUGCACCAAGUGUGGCAACAGCUUUGACAAUAUGCCCGAGCUCCACAAGCAUAUACUGGCCUGCGCCAAUGCCAGUGACAAGAAGCGUUACACCCCCAAAAAGAAUCCCAUCCCCCUCAAACAAAUAGUAAAGAGUCCAAAUGGCGUGGUGUCCCCUACUGCGGCCGCCGUGGCUCCGGGGGCUUUCCGUAGAAUGGGCCAGCCAAAGAGACUUAACUUUAACCAGGACGGCGGCAAAACAAAGAUGAGCGCUCUCAGUAAAAAGAAAAAUCAGCUGGUCCAAAAAGCCAUCUCCCAGAAAAACAAAUCUGCCAUCACUGCGAAGAAGGCCGCCGUCAAAGUGGAGGAAGAGCACGCCUCCAACGUCUGUCCGCACUGCAGCCGGGAGUUCACCUACACGGCCAGCCUCACCAAGCACAUGGCCGUCAGCUGUCCCAUGAAGCCCGUCCUCGCCAAGAAGGGCAGAAAAGCUGCGGCGGAGGUGAAAAAGGAGGCCGUCUCUGCGGCGGAUAAAGGCGGCAGGAGGAAGCCCUCAGAGGGCGACGUGCAGGCGGAGCCAGAGCCGAGGCCUCUGGGAAAAACCAGAGCGCGCAGCUCCGGGGCCGCGGACCCGGAGCCCGCCCACACGGGCAAGGGAAAGGGCGCCGCUCCGGCGGGCCGACUAAAGAGGCCCACCCCGUUCCCCUCGCCCCUCCCUGCGGGCAAAAGAACCAAGAAAGCCCAAGUCCAGUCUCUACCUCCGACCCCUUCGGCCCUGGACGGCCCCGGCGAGGCGGCGCACCGGCCGGCCAUGAGGCUGCAGCGCAUGGGCAAAGAGCCGGCGCCCAAGAAACCAGCAGAGGCCAAAUCGCCCCCCCAGCUGAAGAAAGAGGAGCGCUUCUCCCUCAGAACCAGGGAGAGGGUCGGGGGUCCGGUCACCAGGAGCUUACAGAUGGCUACCACAUCUCCCGCCGAUGUGAAAACUGAGGAACUGCCGACGCAAGAGCCGAAAGACUCUCAGGAGGUGCUAAUGAAGUGAGCCAUGGUGACAACAUUACCUCUUCCUGGGAAUAGUGUUCACCUGUGGGGAAACCCUCUGGACUCACCAAGGCCCCACUGACAUUCUGUGAUGCUUUUCUCGCCUGAAACAAGCCUGCCUAUCUCAGCUGCGUUUGCUGGACUGUAGGAGGGAACUGUCUCGACCUUCCACUCCUCCUAUGGACAAAACUGAGCCUCUUUUUCUGACAGCCUUGCAAAAAAUGAAACUGUAAAUGAUGAUGAGUUAAUAUAUACAACACGUGUCAUGGCUUGAGCCAAAACUGUACGAUUAGGGCUCCGUUAGUUUGGAAAGCUGAUAUAUUGCAAAUGGCAAUCAUGUAUCAGUUAGGGUGAGCUGAACUUGUUAAUCCUUUUUGUUCCGUAUUCCCCCCCUCCCCUUUUUAGAUUCCACUCUCUCUUAAUGCAUGUGCUGACUAGAGAAAGUCUAGCUGAAGGCAGGUCCCAUGUCUCUCCCAGUGGGCGUGUUAUUCAGUUUAUCCAGGAUUUGCAAACUAUGUAUGUUUUUGAUUUAAAAUGUUUGUAGUCACUAUAUUAUAGAUUAUAUCUUAUUGGCAUAUUUUUGUUUGGGAAACAAAAAUCAAAAAUGGCAGUUGCUAACGGCAGCAAUCGGUCCUCAGGAACACUGUACAUGCGUGUGGAAAGUAUGUGGUUAUGGUUGUGUUUGGAUGUGUAGUCCAACAGCUUUUCCCUUUUGACGGACAUCUCAAAUGCGUCUCAUGUUUUUACCUGCUGUCCACCUCCUUUUCCAGGCUAAGCAGGAAGCUCCAGCUGUAGAAUGAUGGGAGGCACGCUGUGCUCCCCCUCAAAUGAUGUCUGACUUUCAAAUGAUUAAUAGCAUUAAAAAAAACCCAAUGUUCUCACAGCACUUUAAAACAAACUGCCAAAUGUUCACGCAGGAUCAGUCAAAUUCGGAGGGUGAAAGCGGAGUGCCGUGGAAUGUGGUCCGGUCCGGACCGCUCUACAGACAUUGGGAAGUCGUCCCACAUUGGAAGAUAUCUGAUCUCGAGUACCGCCUUUACAGUCUUGUUGCAAAGAAAUGCUAAAAGUGGUUGUCUCCUUCGAGGCAAAUACCCAUGAAAAUGCAUAAUUUUCAUGGGUCAGACAUGGUCUGUCUUUGUUUUUUUUAAUGCGCCAUAUCGGAAACGUUUCCAGAAUCCGUUAAAGUGGACGUUUGCAGAGUUGUUUCACGUGUCGCUUUGCUUGGAAGAUUCAUGCCUUGAAGACUGUUUUAAUGAUACAUGUGGUGAGAAAUGUCCAGCCAAUGAAAAACUCCUUCAUUCUAUUAUUUUCUCUUUGGUCUCUCCAUUGUACCCCCCCAACCCUUUCACUCAUAGCCAUGUAGAAUUGUACCACAGAGGCAGUUCUUAAGACCUUGUAGCAUGUUAAUGGGAAAGGAAAUUGAACAGUAUGAUUUGAAGCUAAUUUAUAUUUCCAUGAGAAAUCUUUGCUUUGUCUUUCAGCAUCAAGAUCUUGUAUUUAAGGAUGAACAAAGAUCCCAAAUGACCUCAAGUAAAACAUUGCUGUAAUUGACACAAUAAAGAAAGACGUUUUUCAACU